AGAUCGAGGAUUAUCUUGGUAGCAUGACGACUAACAAGCAUAGGUUGGAGAUGCUUGCAGAGGUUUGCUCGUACGCUACACUUGUCCUCGCGUACGAAGACUACCAUGAGGUGUCGAGUUCCCGGGGUAGCUGCGCAGCCUCCCUUUUAUCAGCACGUUUCGUCGCCAUCUGCUGGAAGCUCGGGAAAUCAGGAGAUGUAUUGAACACAGGCUGGAUGCGCGCGACGAGAUGCGCGAAUAUCCGCGAAUUCCGUCAGCGGGGGACCGCAGUCUGUACAAUAAAGAAAAAAGCAUCCAGGGUAGAGCGAGAGAAAGCGAGGUGGAGCCAGUAGGGGCGAAAGAGCACUC
Molecule: messenger RNA, 348 nt
Organism: Wasmannia auropunctata (little fire ant)
Lineage: Eukaryota; Metazoa; Arthropoda; Insecta; Hymenoptera; Formicidae
Exons: 2
Coding region: 24-332 (102 amino acids)
Source: RefSeq, a predicted model, not a curated record